CAGCCUGCUUGCUGCCAGCUCUUGCUACUUCUGCCAGGGAUGACAUUCAGGAUACAGCGCUGGUCCCUCAUUAUGUAAGGCAGUCUAGGUCAAGUGUAGGAGAGACUCUACUGGCCUGAAUGAGCUAGUCGUAUUCCUGCUUCAGCUUUAAUGCUUCAUGGGGACAUAGACAUUGGAUUAUGACCUUUUGCUGCAUCUACUUGGUACUUCCUUAUGCAGGAGAAUAAAUGGUAAUUAAAAUGUGCAGGAUGAAAAGAUGGAGCAGCCAGUGCUUGUACCACCAGGACCUGACAGCUUUCACUACUUCACCAGAGAGUCUCUUGCAGCUAUCGAACAACGCAUCGCGGCAGAAAAGGCUAAGCAGUCCAAACAAGACCGUAAAGACGCCGACGACGAAAAUGGCCCCAAACCAAGCAGUGACUUGGAGGCAGGCAAAUCGCUGCCCUUUAUUUAUGGAGACAUACCUCCAGGAAUGGUGGCUGAACCCUUGGAAGACCUGGACCCCUAUUACAUUAAUAAAAAAACUUUUAUAGUAUUGAAUAGAGGGAAGGCAAUUUUCCGAUUCAGUGCCACUCCCGCCGUAUACAUUUUAACUCCUUUCAACCCUCUUCGAAAAAUAGCUAUUAAGAUUUUGGUACAUUCAUUAUUCAGCAUGCUCAUUAUGUGCACUAUUUUGACCAAUUGCGUAUUUAUGACCCUAAGUAAUCCUCCAGAAUGGACAAAGAAUGUAGAGUAUACGUUCACAGGAAUAUAUACAUUUGAGUCACUUAUAAAAAUAGUUGCAAGGGGCUUUUGUAUAGAUGGUUUUACCUUUCUCCGAGAUCCCUGGAACUGGCUUGAUUUCACUGUCAUUACAUUUGCAUAUGUGACAGAGUUUGUGGACCUGGGUAAUGUCUCAGCGUUGAGAACAUUCAGAGUUCUCCGGGCAUUGAAAACAAUAUCAGUCAUCCCAGGCCUGAAGACCAUUGUGGGAGCUCUCAUUCAGUCUGUGAAGAAGCUCUCGGACGUAAUGAUCCUGACUGUGUUUUGUCUGAGUGUAUUUGCUCUCAUAGGGCUCCAGCUUUUCAUGGGGAACUUGAGGCAUAAAUGCUUGUACUGGAACCCAGAUAAUUCCACUUCAAAUGAUACUUAUCUAUUUAAUAGCACAAUGGGAGAAAACGAUACAUUUAAUGGUACAAUGUUUGACUGGGAUGCGUACUUACAGAAUGAUGAUAAUUUUUACUUUUUGGAAGGACAAAAUGAUGCUUUGCUUUGUGGAAACAGUUCAGAUGCAGGUCAAUGUCCAGAAGGUUAUAUGUGUAUAAAAGCUGGUAGAAACCCCAACUAUGGCUACACAAGCUUUGACAGUUUUAGCUGGGCGUUCUUAUCUCUCUUUCGGUUGAUGACUCAGGACUUCUGGGAAAAUCUUUAUCAGCUGACCUUGCGAGCGGCUGGCAAAACCUACAUGAUCUUUUUUGUUCUGGUGAUUUUCCUGGGCUCUUUCUAUCUGAUCAACUUGAUCCUGGCUGUUGUCGCCAUGGCUUACGAUGAACAAAACCAAGCCACCAUGGAAGAAGCGGAGCAGAAAGAGGCAGAGUUCCAGCAGAUGCUUGAGCAGCUGAAAAAACAACAGGAAGCAGCUCAGGCAGCGGCGAUAGCAGCAGCAACAGCAUCAGCUGAGUCAAGAGAUCCCAGUGCAGGGGGAGGAGUUGAGGGGCUUUCUGAAAGUUCCUCUGCAGCAUCCAAGUUCAGCUCAAAGAGUGCUAAAGAGAGGAGAAAUAGAAGGAAGAAAAGAAAACAGAAAGAACAAUCUGGAGGAGAAGAAAAGGACGAAGAUGAGUUUCAUGGUUCUGAAUCAGAAGACAGCAUCAGGAGAAAAGGUUGCCGAUUCUCCAUUGAAGGGAAUAGGCUAACACUUGAACGGAAACACUCUUCUCCCCACCAGUCUUUGCUGAGCAUGCGCGGCUCCCUGUUUUCCCCAAGGCGCAACAGCAGAACGAGCCUUUUCAGCUUCAGAGGUAGAGCAAAGGAUAUAGGAUCUGAGAAUGACUUUGCUGACGAUGAACACAGCACAUUUGAAGAUAAUGAUAGCAGAAGAGAUUCCCUUUUUGUGCCGCGCAGACAUGGUGAACGGCGCAACAGUAACAUUAGUCAGGCCAGUAGGUCAUCCAGGAUGCUGGCAGUGUUUCCAGUGAAUGGGAAGAUGCACAGCACUGUGGAUUGCAAUGGGGUGGUUUCCUUGGUUGGUGGACCAUCUGUUCCUACAUCGCCUGUUGGACAGCUUCUGCCAGAGGUGAUAAUAGAUAAACCAGCUACUGAUGACAAUGCCACGACCACGGAGACGGAAAUGAAAAAGAGAAGAUCGAGUUCCUUUCACGUUUCUAUGGAUUUUUUGGAAGACCCUACUCUAAGGGAAAGAGCAAUGAGUAUAGCUAGCAUAAUCACAAACACCAUGGAAGAACUUGAAGAGUCACGACAGAAAUGCCCUCCUUGGUGGUACAAAUUUGCCAACACUUUCUUGAUCUGGGACUGCUGUCCAUGUUGGUUGAAAGUAAAGCAUUAUGUUAACAUAGUUGUUAUGGAUCCAUUUGUUGAUCUUGCUAUUACUAUUUGCAUCGUUUUAAAUACACUGUUUAUGGCGAUGGAACAUUACCCGAUGACCACCGAGUUUAGUAACGUGCUGUCAGUUGGAAAUCUGGUGUUCACUGGAAUCUUCACAGGAGAAAUGUUUCUCAAACUAGUAGCCAUGGACCCCUAUUAUUACUUUCAAGAAGGCUGGAACAUUUUUGAUGGCUUUAUUGUAACCCUUAGUUUGGUUGAACUUGGCCUUGCAGAUGUGGAAGGGCUGUCAGUUCUUCGGUCUUUCAGACUGUUGCGAGUUUUCAAGUUGGCUAAAUCCUGGCCAACCCUAAAUAUGCUGAUAAAGAUCAUCGGCAACUCAGUGGGAGCCCUGGGAAAUCUGACCUUGGUCUUGGCCAUCAUUGUCUUCAUCUUUGCUGUGGUUGGCAUGCAGCUGUUCGGCAAGAGCUACAAAGAAUGUGUCUGCAAGAUCGCGAAAGACUGUGAACUUCCCCGCUGGCACAUGAACGACUUUUUCCACUCUUUCUUGAUUGUCUUCCGAGUCCUUUGUGGAGAAUGGAUAGAAACUAUGUGGGAUUGCAUGGAAGUUGCUGGACAAGCCAUGUGCCUUACUGUCUUCAUGAUGGUCAUGGUGAUUGGAAAUUUAGUGGUACUGAAUCUAUUUUUGGCCUUGCUGCUGAGCUCCUUCAGUGCCGACAACCUAGCUGCCACAGAUGACGACAACGAAAUGAACAAUCUCCAGAUUGCCGUGGCGAGAAUCGACAAAGGGGUAGACUACAUGAAAAGGAAAAUCCGUGAAUUCAUCCAGAAAUCCUUCGUUAAGAAGCAAAAGGCUUUGGAUGAAAUCAAACCUCUUGAGGAGCUAAAUAAGAACAGCUGUGUUUUGAACCACACUAUAGAAAUCGGCAGGGAUCUGGAUUACCUUAAGGAUGGAAAUGGAACCACAAGUGGCAUCGGCACGGGUAGCAGUGUGGAAAAAUAUAUCAUUGAUGAAAGUGAUUACAUGUCCUUUAUAAACAACCCGAGCCUGACUGUGACUGUGCCAAUCGCUGUUGGAGAGUCCGAUUUUGAAAAUUUAAAUACAGAGGAGUUUAGUAGUGAAUCGGAUUUGGAAGAGAGCAAGGAGAAACUUAAUUCUUCUAGCUCAUCUUCUGAAGGUAGCACAGUUGAUAUUGGAGCUCCUGCAGAAGAGCAACCAGUAGUAGAAGCUGAGGAAGCACAAGAACCAGAAGCUUGUUUUACAGAAGGUUGCAUACGAAAAUUCAAGUGUUGUGACGUUAGCGUAGAAGAUGGAAAAGGAAAACAGUGGUGGAAUCUUAGAAAAACCUGCUUCCGAAUAGUGGAACACAACUGGUUUGAAACCUUCAUUGUCUUUAUGAUUCUUCUUAGCAGUGGUGCUCUGGCAUUCGAAGACAUAUAUAUUGAACAACGGAAGACAAUCAAGACCAUGCUGGAAUACGCUGACAAAGUCUUCACGUACAUCUUCAUUCUAGAAAUGCUUCUGAAGUGGGUGGCCUAUGGUUAUCAAACUUACUUUACUAAUGCCUGGUGUUGGCUGGACUUCCUGAUUGUUGAUGUUUCUUUGGUUAGCUUAACAGCGAAUGCUUUGGGUUAUUCGGAACUGGGUGCCAUUAAGUCCCUCCGGACGCUAAGAGCUUUGAGACCUUUACGAGCUUUGUCAAGAUUUGAAGGGAUGAGGGUGGUUGUGAAUGCCCUUUUAGGAGCAAUUCCAUCCAUCAUGAACGUGCUUCUCGUUUGUCUUAUAUUCUGGCUAAUUUUCAGCAUCAUGGGCGUAAAUCUGUUUGCUGGCAAGUUCUACUACUGUGUUAAUACCACAAAUGAUGAAAGGUUCCCUGCUGAGCAAAUCAACAAUUUCACUCAGUGUCAAGAACUUAUACAAAGAAAUGAAACAGCCCGAUGGAAAAAUGUGAAAGUUAACUUUGAUAAUGUAGGCUUUGGUUAUCUUUCUUUACUACAAGUAGCUACGUUUAAAGGAUGGAUGGAUAUUAUGUAUGCAGCAGUUGAUUCAAAAAAUGUAGAACAGCAACCUGAGUAUGAGGUCAAUCUUUACAUGUAUCUUUACUUUGUCAUCUUCAUAAUAUUUGGUUCUUUCUUCACCCUGAAUCUGUUUAUUGGUGUCAUCAUUGAUAACUUCAAUCAGCAAAAAAAGAAGUUUGGAGGUCAAGAUAUCUUUAUGACAGAAGAACAGAAAAAGUACUACAAUGCAAUGAAAAAGUUGGGAUCAAAAAAGCCACAAAAACCUAUACCUAGACCUGGGAACAAAUUCCAAGGUGUGGUCUUUGAUUUUGUGACAAAACAAGUUUUUGACAUCACUAUCAUGAUUCUUAUCUGCCUUAAUAUGGUCACCAUGAUGGUAGAAACAGAUGACCAAAGUGAUGAAAUGGAAAAAAUUUUAUAUCGUAUUAACAUGAUAUUUAUUGUCCUGUUCACUGGAGAAUGCGUCCUAAAACUGAUUUCCUUGCGCUACUAUUAUUUCACCAUUGGAUGGAACAUUUUUGAUUUUGUGGUUGUCAUCCUCUCCAUUGUGGGUAUGUUUCUAGCAGAGAUUAUUGAGAAAUACUUUGUGUCUCCCACUUUGUUCCGAGUUAUCCGACUUGCCAGGAUAGGUCGAAUCCUGCGGCUUAUCAAGGGUGCUAAAGGGAUCCGCACCCUGCUUUUCGCCUUGAUGAUGUCUCUACCUGCCUUGUUUAACAUUGGUCUCCUGCUUUUCCUUGUCAUGUUCAUCUAUGCUAUAUUCGGAAUGUCCAACUUUGCCUACGUCAGGAGAGAAGUUGGGAUUGAUGACAUGUUCAACUUUGAAACUUUUGGCAACAGCAUGAUCUGCCUCUUCAUGAUUACCACCUCUGCUGGCUGGGAUGGUUUGCUAGCACCCAUGCUCAACAGUGGGCCCCCAGACUGUGACCCCAAUUUGCCUCACCCAGGAAGCUCAGUCAAAGGAGACUGCGGCAACCCCUCUGUUGGGAUUUUCUUCUUUGUGAGCUACAUUAUCAUAUCCUUUCUAGUCGUUGUAAACAUGUACAUUGCUGUUAUUCUGGAGAACUUUGGUGUAGCAACUGAAGAGAGUAGUGAGCCUCUGAGCGAGGAUGAUUUUGAGAUGUUCUAUGAAGUCUGGGAAAAGUUUGAUCCCGAUGCAACUCAGUUCAUGGAAUUUGAAAAACUCUCUGCAUUUGCAGCUGCUUUGGAGCCUCCUCUUCAUUUACCUAAACCAAAUAAGGUCCAGCUUAUUGCAAUGGAUCUCCCCAUGGUAAAUGGUGAUCGAAUUCACUGCCUUGACAUAUUAUUUGCUUUUACAAAACGCGUACUGGGGGAGAGCGGAGAGAUGGAUGCUCUUCGCAUUCAGAUGGAAGACCGUUUCAUGCAGUCCAAUCCUUCCAAAGCCUCCUAUGAGCCCAUCACGACGACAUUAAAACGAAAACAAGAGGAGUUGUCCGCUGUCAUUAUCCAGCGGGCAUACAGACGAUAUCGUCUCAGACGAACAGUAGCCCAAGCUUCCUUUGCAUAUAAAAAUAAAAUUCUAGGAAUCACUGGCCAACGUCUCAAAGACGAAAUUCUCAUUGACAAGUUAAAUGAAAACUCGUACACGGAAAAAACAGACCUGACCAUGUCAACAGCGAUGUGCCCUCCAUCCUACGACCGCGUAACCAAGCCCAUUGAAGAAAAGCACGAAAAGGAAGACAAAGAUGUACAGAAGAAAAAGUAGAACCUACAUUAACAAUUCUGAUUGUGUGACAAAUUGUUUACAGCCUGUGUGAGUAACAUAAUUGUGUCUACAGGACUCCUCUAGAGAGGUGUAUGCCAAACUGACAGUUUUUACAAAAUAUAUUGUAUUCUUAAGGUCAGUGCCUAUAACAAGACAGCAGCCCCUCGUCAACCAAAUGUGACUAUAACAUGAAGAAAGAAUGACAGGAGGCUACUGUUUUCAUUACCAGCUGACACUGCUGAAGAGGAGAGAGAAAAUGGCUACUCAGACUGUGGGGACCAGUCCAAGGGGUUAAAACCAAUAUUUUUUUGUGUGUCAAACAUAAAAAAAACACUUAUUAUACAGUCAGUGUAUCCACUCUUUGCAUUUCAACUGCCACAUUUGCCAUCUUUUUACAAAAACAAAAAUCUGUGUUGGUGGAUUCAUCUCUCUUUCCCCCCCUUCCUUUUUAUUCACACAUUGUGACUAUUUUUGUAAAUGGGGUUUAUGUUGGGGAUGGGAUUCAGUACAAAUGGUACCGGUAUGAGGACCAGAUGUUCUAUUAUACGACUCUCUGAUAUGCACACCAAAAUGAUUUGCAUGGAGGCAUGUUGCACUUAUAGAUUCAUGCAUGGGGAGAAAAACAAACAAAAAGCAUUAUGUCACAAAAGCG
Molecule: messenger RNA, 6932 nt
Organism: Euleptes europaea (tarantolino)
Lineage: Eukaryota; Metazoa; Chordata; Lepidosauria; Squamata; Sphaerodactylidae
Product: sodium channel protein type 1 subunit alpha
Exons: 27
Coding region: 257-6280 (2007 amino acids)
Biological process (GO): neuronal action potential; sodium ion transmembrane transport; membrane depolarization during action potential
Cellular component (GO): axon; plasma membrane; voltage-gated sodium channel complex
Molecular function (GO): voltage-gated sodium channel activity
Source: RefSeq, a predicted model, not a curated record